AUGACCUCUCGUCCGUGGAGUUCAAGACGGAAAGGACACAGCCGAUUGCAAUGCCAACGAGAACACCGAGGUUCAGGGAAAACGGCAUCGUCACAGUCCCGCAAAGACUUCGUAAAAUGUUUUUUGUUUCUGUUCAGAUUUCUGUUGGAAAGUAUCGAGGAUCUUGACCGCAGUCUACGGAAGCUGGGAUCUCGGCUGUUUGUUGUGCGGGGACAGCCGGCAGACGUUUUACCCAAACUGUUUAAGGAGUGGAGGAUCACCACGCUGACGUUUGAGGAAGAUCCCGAACUGUACGGCAAAGAGCGAGAUGUCGCCAUUACAUCCCUUACGAAGGAACACGACGUGGAAACGAUCACACGAAUCUCGCACACGUUAUAUGACUUACAAAA
Gigantopelta aegis is the source of this 389-nucleotide messenger RNA. Its product is annotated as cryptochrome-2-like. The annotation marks the transcript as partial. Gene Ontology annotation, cellular component: nucleus; cytoplasm. The transcript has 3 exons. NCBI's taxonomy places the organism in Eukaryota, Metazoa, Mollusca, Gastropoda, Neomphalida, Peltospiridae. The record is from RefSeq and is a predicted model, not a curated record. Gene Ontology annotation, biological process: circadian regulation of gene expression; negative regulation of DNA-templated transcription; entrainment of circadian clock by photoperiod. Gene Ontology annotation, molecular function: DNA binding; FAD binding.